CAUAACGUUAUCCCCAUUAUAAUUUGCUAUUGUUCCUUUGCUAUGAUAGAUCGUGACGGAUUCACCCAGCAUCAAUUCUCUUGCACAUGUCGAGUGCUAUAUCUGGUUGGUGAGGCUAAACCCAUUCGCACAUUUUAAAUCAAGAUGGUACCUCCAAAGUUUGAUGACUUGGGCAAAGAAGCUAAAGAUUUAAUUAACAAAAAUUUUCAUUUUGGUGUAAUUAAAUUAGAAGGAAAAACUAAGACAAAGAAUGGUGUUGAGUUUACCACAGAAGGUAGUCACAACACAGACACUGGCAAUGUUGCUGGCUCUUUGGAAACUAAAUUUAAAUACUCUGAAUAUGGUGUGACAUUCUCCGAGAAGUGGAAUACUGACAACGUCAUCGCAACUAAUAUAACAAUUGAUGAUAAAAUUGCGAAGGGUUUAAAGGUUGACUUUGACACAACUUUUUCACCAGUUACUGGAAAAAAAUCUGCGAAAGUGAAAAGUGCGUAUAAGCACAAGCACCUUCACACCACUACAGAUGUAGAUUUUGAUUUUGCUGGUCCAACUGUACAUGGUUCGGCUGUUUUUGGUUACAAUGGCUGGCAUGCAGGCUACCAAGCCUCGUAUGACACUGCCAACUCAAAAUUGACAGCUAACAAUGUCAGUUUGACUUACAAGGAUGGCGACUUUGUUAUUCAUUCCGGAAUUAUCGAUGCUACGAAAUACGUUGGUUCAGUCCACCACCAAGUAAAUUCUAAACUUAGUGCAGCUGCUUUAUUGAACUGGACUUCUGGUUCUAGUACAACAUCUUUCACUGUUUGUGGAAAAUACACCAUGGAUAAUGACACUUAUAUGAAGGCCAAGAUCGACAACAAUCUACGUCUUGGACUUUCAUAUGUUCAGAAGAUACGCCCUGGUGUUAACCUUACCUUAUCCUCCUUGAUCAACGCCAAAUCGCUAGAACAGGGCGGACACAAAUUAGGCUUAAGUUUAAAUUUCGAAGCUUAAAUUCAAUUUAUUAAAGAAUUCUGUAAAAGUCAAGUCAUCUGUAUCAAUGACUAGGCCAUUCGAACAUUUCUGGCAGUGAAUUUUUGUUUAGAUUCAUAUGAAAAAUUGUUCAUGUGAGAUUUUUCUUUACCUGAUUGUCAACUGUAAUAUUAUAGAAUUUUCAUAAUAUGAAAAUUUGAACUUUUA
Molecule: messenger RNA, 1179 nt
Organism: Hydractinia symbiolongicarpus
Lineage: Eukaryota; Metazoa; Cnidaria; Hydrozoa; Anthoathecata; Hydractiniidae
Product: voltage-dependent anion-selective channel protein 2-like
Exons: 5
Coding region: 145-993 (282 amino acids)
Biological process (GO): monoatomic anion transmembrane transport
Cellular component (GO): mitochondrial outer membrane
Molecular function (GO): voltage-gated monoatomic anion channel activity
Source: RefSeq, a predicted model, not a curated record